AUGCAGGGUCUCCGCUGUUACUUUCCGGCGUCGGACGGCGGCGUCCGCCUCGAGCUCGGCCCAGCCGCCGCUUCACAGCUGUCGAUCGACGUCCCGGAGCCCGCCGAUGCCCGUAUCCGUCGUCUGAUUUCCGAGAACCCGGUGAUCGUCUUCUCCCGGGCCGGCUGCUGCAUGUGCCACGUCAUGCGGCGGCUGCUGGCCGCCGUCGGCGCCCACCCCACCGUCAUCGAGCUGGGGGAGGACGAGAUCGCCGCCGUGUGCGGCGGGGAAUUCGCCCCGCCGGCGCUGUACGUCGGCGGCGCGUGCGUGGGUGGGCUGGAGAGCAUGGUGGCGCUGCACCUGAGCAACGGCCUCGUGCCGAAGCUUCUCCAAGCCGGCGCUCUCAAAAAGGAAAAUAUUAAGUGA
This is a messenger RNA of Striga asiatica, 405 nucleotides long. The record is from the annotation of a GenBank genome assembly. NCBI's taxonomy places the organism in Eukaryota, Viridiplantae, Streptophyta, Magnoliopsida, Lamiales, Orobanchaceae.